Molecule: messenger RNA, 810 nt
Organism: Pelecanus crispus (Dalmatian pelican)
Lineage: Eukaryota; Metazoa; Chordata; Aves; Pelecaniformes; Pelecanidae
Source: RefSeq, a predicted model, not a curated record
GGUUUUGAUGGAAAAGAUGGUGCCAAAGGUGACAGUGGUGCUCCUGGGCCAAAGGGUGAAGCUGGUCUUCCUGGAGCAAACGGAUCACCAGGCCAACCGGGACCAAGAGGUCCAGCUGGCGAAAGAGGAAGACCUGGGAAUCCUGGUGGUCCUGGUGCCCAUGGCAAAGACGGAUCUCCUGGAGCAGCAGGCCCACCUGGCCCCCCAGGUCCCCCUGGAACUGCAGGAUUUCCAGGCUCUCCAGGUUUUAAGGGUGAAGCUGGUCCUCCUGGUCCUGCUGGUUCUAGUGGUAGUCCUGGAGAGAGAGGAGAACCUGGUCCUCAGGGUAAUGCUGGGCCACCUGGGCCUCAGGGCCCUCCUGGAAGAGCUGGAAGCCCUGGCAACAAGGGUGAAAUGGGACCUGCUGGUAUUCCUGGUGCUCCUGGUCUGCCAGGAGGCCGUGGUCUUCCUGGUCCUCCAGGUGCAAGUGGAAACCCUGGAGCAAAAGGCACACCAGGAGAACCUGGUAAGAAUGGUGCAAAAGGAGAUCCAGGCCCAAAAGGCGAGCGCGGUGAAAAUGGCACCCCAGGUGCUCCUGGACCUCCUGGUGAGGAAGGCAAAAGAGGUGCAAAUGGUGAACCUGGUCAGAAUGGCGUACCUGGUACACCUGGAGAAAGGGGCUCCCCCGGUUUCCGUGGCUUACCCGGUAGCAAUGGACUUCCAGGUGAAAAGGGUCCUGCAGGUGAACGUGGUAGCCCAGGUCCUCCUGGCCCUAGUGGACCCGCAGGAGAGCGUGGACAAGAUGGAGGCCCAGGUCUUCCCGGAAUGAGA